CCAAAAGCAUUGGGACAAAACGCUGAACCCAACAAACAUCACCAUACAUCUUCCUUCCACCACCAUAUAUUCCCCAGCAGCGGAGGCACCACAAUAUCACAAAAUCAUGGAGUCUAUCAAUGUUCUCAUGGCCUGCCCCAUGAACGACUACCUGGAAAAGGAGCUCGAGAAGCGCUUCACCGUCUUCAAGUUCUGGAACUACCCUGACAAACCCAAGUUCCUCGCUACUCACAGCAACUCCAUCCGUGCUAUCGUUGGCAGCGCCACUGCCGGUGCCGACGCUGCAAUGAUCGAAGCACUUCCGAAACUGGAGAUCGUCGCGAGUUUCAGUGUGGGGAUGGAUAAAGUCGAUUUGGGUAAGUGCAGAGAGAAGGGGAUCAGGGUCUCCAACACUCCGGACGUUUUGACCGAUGAUGUGGCUGAUCUGGCUAUUGGGCUGAUGUUGGCGGUGUUGAGGAGGUUGUGUGAGAGUGAUAGAUAUGUGAGGAGUGGCAAGUGGAAAAAGGGGGACUAUAAGUUGACUACAAAGUUCUCUGGGAAAUCAGUUGGGAUUAUUGGGUUGGGCAGGAUUGGCAUGGCAAUUGCCAAGAGAGCUGAAGCAUUUAGCUGCCCAAUCAGCUACUACUCUCGAACAGAGAAAACAGAUUCAACAUACAAAUACUAUCCAAGCGUUGUUGAGUUGGCUUCCAACUGUCAGAUCCUAGUUGUUGCGUGUGCAUUAACUGAUGAAACCCGCCACAUCAUCAAUCGUGAAGUCAUCGAUGCGUUGGGUCCAAAGGGUGUCCUGAUCAACAUUGGUAGAGGUCCUCAUGUUGAUGAACCUGAGCUAGUGUCUGCACUAGUCGAAGGUCGCUUGGGUGGUGCUGGACUUGAUGUGUUCGAGCACGAACCCCAUGUGCCCGAAGAGUUGUUUGGGCUCGAAAAUGUGGUACUUCUGCCUCAUGUGGGAAGCGGAACGGUGGAAACCCGCCAAGCUAUGGCUGAUCUUGUUAUUGGUAACUUGGAGGCACACUUUCUGAACAAGCCACUGUUGACACCAGUGGUUUGAUUGUGUUGGGCAGGAUGUGUGUGCGCUUAAUGUCAUGUUUUUAAUCUGGAAUCCCAUUGAAUAUCAAUGUUUUGAAAACUGGUGUGUUUUGAAACUGUAAUCCCAUUGAAUAUCAAUGUCUUGAGAACAUUGCAAUUGUCACUGACUCUAUCUCUAUGCUUCUGUUCAAAUGGGUCAUUA
This is a messenger RNA of Tripterygium wilfordii, 1228 nucleotides long. Its product is annotated as glyoxylate/hydroxypyruvate/pyruvate reductase 2KGR-like. Gene Ontology annotation, molecular function: glyoxylate reductase (NADPH) activity; NAD binding; hydroxypyruvate reductase [NAD(P)H] activity. The coding region runs from base 107 to 1048 and encodes 313 amino acids. The transcript is spliced from 2 exons. NCBI's taxonomy places the organism in Eukaryota, Viridiplantae, Streptophyta, Magnoliopsida, Celastrales, Celastraceae. Gene Ontology annotation, cellular component: cytosol. The record is from RefSeq and is a predicted model, not a curated record.